UAUGAGCACGCCUUCCCGCUAUGUCGGCUAAAUGCAUACACUUAUAUUUAGAUGUUUUUAAACGAAAAGAUGGCUUGGAAAAACAAAGGCUCCCCUCUUCCUCCAGCUUCUCUCCAUCUGCUCGUCCCUCCAGUGAGACUGAUGUCUGCUUUCAUAUGGCAAGUAGUGCAGCAGCACAGCGUGAUGCAGUACGACAAGCUGGUGGACUUCAUCAGUCUGGCUACAGAGAUCGUCCCAGAGCUGCUCAGCCCCGGUCAGAGGGCUCAGCUCAUCCUGGGCCUGAGAGCAAGGCUGGUUCUGGAGUUGUGUCGAGGUGAUGGCGUUGCCAACCUGCAGACCAUCCAGAGCCACCUGGAUAAAAUCCACGCCUGCAGCGCUGAGCUGAGCUCCACUGAUCAGAUGGCCAGUGGUGACAUACUGAAGACCUCUUACAUCAACUUUGCAGGCCUGGUUCAAAACCUACUAAAUGUUCCUUUUGAAAAGGAGUUCUUCUUCCAAGAGGUGUUUCCCACAAACUACGGCUCAAACUAUGACCAAAGACUGAAGCAGCUGGUGUCUGACUUCCUGUCCAGACUGGAGCAGCUGCUGCCCACACCAGACCUGCAACAGACAGCAGCAUGGCUCACUGAAACAACAUCUGUGUCAGAAGAAUUUGGACAGCAUCUGUCUGAACCGUUUGCCCUGAAGAGUCUGCUGCUUCAUCACAGACAGUCAGGGACUCUCAGCACUGCUCCUUCCAGCACUGAGGACGAUAUCCUUUUGUCCACUCUGGCCCUCCCUGCUCAAACUGGAAUGGAGAGGUUCACUGAGCCUUACAGUGAAGACGAUGAUUAUGACAAUGAGGAAGAGACCCUGGCAUUGGAAGAAUUAGAAGGAGACUCGAGUCAAAGCUCAGACGUCACUGCAGAUGAUUUGUUGCCAAAAAGGGAACCAGGUCCUCUGUCACGUUUAUUCAUCUGCCCUCAGUGUUCAUUCACCCACCGCAUAAAGAGGAAGGUACAAGAGCACAUCCAGUGUGAGCACCACGUAAGAGCUCCCUGUCAGAAAAAACUAUCUGUGAAGAAAGCCAUAGCAAAGACUCAGCAGAAGAUUAAAGACUUUAAUGAUGAAAAGAAGAAACUAGAAGGCAAGUUACAGAAUAAGAGGAAACACAAACAAAAAUGCAGGGUUGAAAUAAAGCUUGAACGUAAGCAGAAGAAGGACAACUUAGAAAACAAGGAACAACUUAGACGGAAAGACCCCACGGGGGAAGACAAAAGGUUUCUGAGCAUGCGACCCGUCAACAAAAACUUCACAGAGGAAGAAACUAAAUGCCUGAAGUGUAAAAAGGUUUUUGAACUUCCAAAUCAACUGAAGACUCACAUGAAGCUCCACAGCUUCCCGUACUGCUGCACCCAAUGUGAGAAGGGGUUCACCAGCCCUUCGGGUUAUUAUCAGCACCAGAGGCUCCACAAGAGAGGACGGAUAUUUGUCUGCAGCCAGUGCAACAAGGGAUUCCUGUGCAACUAUUCGCUCAGGCAACACGAACGCCUGCACGAAGGCCCCACCAACCUGUGCACCAUCUGCGGGAAGAGCUUCAGCAAAGCAGGAAUUACAAGACACAUGCAGAUGCACAAAGGGGAGAAGAAUUACUUGUGCACCACAUGCGGGAAGUCCUUUUUGUCCUCCGGGGAGCUGCUGCUGCACACCCGGUCCCACACGGGCGAGGUGCCGUACACGUGCACGCACUGCGGGAAGGGUUUCUCCAGCAAGAGCCACCUUAACGUCCACACGCGCUCUCACACGGGGGAGCGUCCGUACCUGUGCUCGGAGUGUCCCAAGCGCUUCCUCACGCUGAACUGCCUGAAGAGACACACGCUCAGCCACAACGGGGUGAAACCGUUCAAGUGUCCAAACUGCGAGAGAGAAUUCUCCCAGCAGGGGAAUCUGAAAAGACACCUGGCAACUCAUAAGCCUGACACGUGAAUUAGACACAACGUUGGAGAGCAGAAUGUAGUCCUAAUUAAUACCCUACCUAAAUAAAUGUUAAUUUACACAAAACACUUAAGUCAUAUAGUUAUUAUAGAGUAAUCAGCAGCAAUGAUUGGACAGCAACGUAUUUGAAAUCCCUCUUAUCUGCUUUGGUUUCUUAAUUAGAUAAGUUACCAAACUAGUUCAUUUUAGCAGCUGAUGACAGUCACCAACACUAGUGUCAUUGUUUAG
Messenger RNA from Anoplopoma fimbria (sablefish), 2202 nucleotides. Its product is annotated as zinc finger protein 184-like. The record is from RefSeq and is a predicted model, not a curated record. The coding region runs from base 52 to 1965 and encodes 637 amino acids. Gene Ontology annotation, biological process: regulation of transcription by RNA polymerase II. The transcript has 8 exons. Gene Ontology annotation, molecular function: DNA-binding transcription factor activity; RNA polymerase II cis-regulatory region sequence-specific DNA binding. Lineage: Eukaryota; Metazoa; Chordata; Actinopteri; Perciformes; Anoplopomatidae.